AUGGCUGAAAAGAAGAGAAACAGUGACAAGGAUAGCGUUAAAAGCGCCGCACGGUGGCGCUGUGUAGCAGGGGUCCUCGUGUUACUGAGCCUAGGGCUCCUUGUUGCCGUCAUCGUUCUGGCUGUCAAGAAAAACGAAAACACACAGACAGACGCCGACUCUGUCAUCGCCAAACUGAAAUGUAAGGGAGGCGACUCUGUCAUUGACACGUCAGAACCAGAAAACCCAGGUGUUUUUGACGGUUUGACGCACAAGGAACUCAAAUCUAUCCAGGAAUACAUCUACGGUGUCUCGGAACUAAACCUCGCUAGACCUAAAGAAGCGAAAAUAAAUUCCAGUUACUUGUACGGUUCUGAUUAUUUUCCACCAAAGAAAUCCGAGGCACUUCAGUACUUGGACAGAAACGGAAACAAACCGGCGAGAGAGGCUCGGCUGAUUAUUUUUCGGGGAGACAAGACACCACCCAUUGUCGAGGAGUAUAUUGUUGGUCCUCUCCCAAAACCGACCUAUCACAAGCUUCUGAAAUCAACAGCUCGCAAAAAUCCCGUACCAUAUGCCCAUAGACCUCUAGGCGGAGUGGAGCUUGGCGAACUGUUCGGACAUUUGUACUCCGUAAUAGACCGAGAGGUUGGAUACCUUCUGAAGGACAGCUAUGAUGCAACGUUCACCCACUGCGGAAAGAAAUGCUUAACGUCUUUCGUUUCUCCGGUGUCGUCUGCUAUUCUGAAGAAGGACGUGAGAAAGAUGUGGAUAUUGGCUAAGUAUAACAUCGAAUAUUACAGCAUUCAGCCGGUAGACAUCGCAUUCCUGGCCAACAUCGAUGGUUCCGACUCAUCGAAGUUCUACAUCGAAACUGUAGUCUAUGCAGACCAGGUAUACUCAAGCCUCCAAGCCUUGGCUGCUGCCUACAAUUCAACUUCUAAUCCGAUUAACAAAAGCAAAGUAGAGUUCCCUAAAUAUGACGAGAAUUUGUUUUCAGCUAUGUUCAGACGUGGGCCUCCUUCCUCCUCUUCUUCUUCUAACAAUCCUCAAAGACCUGCUAAAUCUGUUGAACCCGAUGGUAAACGCUACAGCAUCAAACACGGCGAAAUCACAUUCCAGGGGUGGAAAUUCAACUUCCGAAUGUCCACCCUAACGGGUCCCCAGAUCUAUGACGUCCGUUUCGGUGGCGAGAGAAUAGCCUACGAGAUUGGUCUUCAGGAGAUCGCAGUCUUCUACUCUGGACAAAGCGCCGCACAGAGAGCCGCGGAUUACAUCGACAGUGGAAUCUUAGUCGGGACGCACGCUGAUGCCCUGGUACCAGACGCAGACUGUCCAGAGUCUUCAACAUUCCUCCCCACAACAUUUCUAAGUGACACGGCAUCAGAUCCCGUCAGGAAGCCGAAAUCAGUCUGCAUCUUUGAAGUGGACACCGGUAUUCCUUUGCGGCGACAUCUCUCAUAUUCCUAUGCUGAAGGCAGCUUCUAUUCCGGGUUAUCCGACAUCGUGCUCACAGUAAGGACAAUACUGACGCUGGUGAACUACGACUACGUCUUCGAUUUCGUGUUCCACCAAAGCGGUGCGUUAGAGAUCCGCACCAUAUCCACGGGCUACAUCAUCUCGUCCUUUUACACCGACAAGAAAGGUCCGUAUGGCUUCAAGAUUCACGACAACAUGAUCGGCAACAUCCACCACCACAUGUUCCACUGGAAGGCCGACGUGGACGUGCUGGGCACGAGCAACAGAUACGAGACUCUGGACAUCAGCGACGAAGACGUGAACAACACCUGUCGUCCGGACUCCCGCACGAGCUCUACACCCAGAUCAGGUUCGACCGAAGUCUGA
Messenger RNA from Gigantopelta aegis, 1824 nucleotides. Its product is annotated as putative amine oxidase [copper-containing]. Gene Ontology annotation, biological process: amine metabolic process. Gene Ontology annotation, cellular component: plasma membrane. The transcript is spliced from 2 exons. The coding region runs from base 1 to 1824 and encodes 607 amino acids. Lineage: Eukaryota; Metazoa; Mollusca; Gastropoda; Neomphalida; Peltospiridae. The record is from RefSeq and is a predicted model, not a curated record. Gene Ontology annotation, molecular function: primary methylamine oxidase activity; copper ion binding; quinone binding.